This is a messenger RNA of Colletotrichum destructivum, 3909 nucleotides long. RefSeq names its product Putative Rho GTPase activation protein. Gene Ontology annotation, biological process: signal transduction; regulation of GTPase activity. Lineage: Eukaryota; Fungi; Ascomycota; Sordariomycetes; Glomerellales; Glomerellaceae. The transcript has 5 exons. The record is from RefSeq and is a predicted model, not a curated record. Bases 962 to 3301 code for a protein of 779 amino acids. Gene Ontology annotation, cellular component: cytoplasm.
ACCUGGCUGCGCCAUACACGACGCGGCCCGCCUUCGCCUGAUCUCUCUCCUCUGGGUGUCUGUACGCUAAGACCACGGCACAGUAGUUUCGUCCCAAUAUCCCGAGACAUUGCAUUGUGAAAUUCUACCCGCCUUCCAGAUCAACUCUUUUGCUUUUUUCCCCUUCUUUCUCUGUCUCUAUCUGUUCUUUUUCUUGCUUGCUUCCUUCUGCGCAUCCCCAGCACAACACCGUCUCGCUAACUUACCUCGACGCUGCCAACGGUCCUCUCCACGGUACACCCUGACGUACGUACCUGGGUACUACCACAACUCUCUGGGUGUCAGGCCAGUUGUCGCGGUCGCCGUCCCACGUUGUUCCGUCCGCCGUGUGCUCCCCAGUCGGUCACCGGCAGCUCCUGGCCAUGCACGACAGAGGAUAGAUACCUUGACCUUGCCUCUUUGUACCAGCGCACCACCACUGCCACUACCCACCACUGCCACUACGACAUCCGCUGCCACGUCCACCACCAUCCCGCGCCCAUCCGUCAACACUACUUCCAAGGCCACAUUUCCCAUCCGCGUCCGCUCGAUACCCAUCACUCGCUUCUUCCCCGUCCGACCCGUCACAUUGGACGACCCAUCCUCCCACGAACCCAUUCACGCCAUUGUCGACCUUCUCUCUCGCAUGAAUCUUCCCCGUUUCACCCCCUGCCUAUCCUCCACCUAAUCACGCACCCCCCUCCAGCUCACUCCAACUGGCAACCUCGUCGACGACCACCACCGCCCGCACUGUCCGGGAAUCUGCCUUCCACACGAGAAGCUCACGCCCUCGCCUCGAAACGACGCCUGUCCUGGCUAUUGGCUUCCCUGGCCCAUCCCGUCCCUGAAAGUAGCCUGCCGCCACCUGAGGCAGAGCCGCCAUCUCGUCUUACCCGACGGCUCCAGUCGCGCCGAGUUGCUUGACUCUCCCCGACCUCUCAAAAUGGCCGACCUCCGCUCCCCCUCCGACGACAACCUCCCCUCCCACAACGAACAGCAGCGCGAUAGGUCGAACAGCAUGUCGCUAGGAAUCACGGAUACCGCAUCAGCUCCUCCUCAGAAUGGAGGAGCCACUGCACCCAACGGCGCCGCCCCCGCCGGUGCCGAGACAACGUCGGCGCCCGCUGCCGAUGUCUCGCGCCAGGUCCAGGACGUGCUAUCAUCAGACAUCGGAGUCGCAACCAUGCUGAACCAGCUCAAGGCGAGCAUUGCCUCUGCAAAGGAAUUCGCCCUCUUCCUCAAGAAACGAUCGCACAUCGAAGAAAGCCAUGCCUCCUCCCUUAAGAAGUUGUCCCGCAUAAGCCAGGAGACGAUGCACCAGCCCGACCACCGACAAGGCACCUUCGCCCAGGCCUAUAGCGAAAUGAUGUACAUCCACGAGCGCAUGGCCGAGAACGGCACCCAGUUCGCCCAGUCUCUGCAGCAGAUGCACGAUGAUCUUCUUGAGCUCGCCGCCGUUGCAGAGCGCAGCAGGAAGGGGUGGAAGGCUAACGGCCUGGCCGCCGAGCACAGGGUGUCGGACCUGGAGGCCGCCAUGCGCAAAUCCAAGGCCAAGUACGACAGUCUGGCAGAGGAGUACGACCGCGCGCGCACAGGCGACACCAGCAGGAACAGCGGCAAGAUGUUCAGCCUCAAGUCCAAGUCGGGCCCCCAGCAUGAGGAGGAUCUUUUGCGCAAGGCACAGGCGGCCGACCAAGACUACCAAGCCAAGGUGCAGACGCUGCAGAGCGAGAAGGCCGAAUUGAUUGCGAGGACGAGGCCAGAGGCCAUUUCUGCGCUCCAGGAUCUGAUUAAGGAGACGGAUUCGGCCCUGGCGCUGCAGAUGCAGAAGUUUGCCUCUUUCAACGAAAAGCUGCUCUUGAGUAACGGCCUUAGUAUCAGCCCGAUCAAAGGACAGAGUUCCGGAGGACCGCGCAGUCUGCGCGAGGCUGUCAUGGCGAUCAACAACGAAAAGGACCUCCACGAUUACCUGACCUCGCACCACUCCAAAGUCGCUAACAACAACGGCGAGGUCAAGUACGAGAAGAACCCGAUCUUGGCCACAGCCCGCCACCCAGCCAUGGGCCACCAGCCCAACGCAUCAGUCUCGAAUGUGCCGCAGAUGACGCCAUCCGGACCAAGCCAGCAGCAGCAGCAACGAGAGAUGCCACCUCCUGCUCGGCCGAGCGGCCCACCGCAGCCCGCCGAAUCUCCCCGGGAUUUCGUGCCGCCGAACAUGCCCGCAGCGCAACAGCAACGGCCUUCGUCUCAGCAGCAACAUCAACAGCCACUCCCACCCCAGACACAACAGCACGGCCGCAGCUUCAGCACCAACAACAUGCUGAAUCAACCUAGCCAGCAACAGCAGUUUCAGUCAAACCGCAACUCGGGUGUGAUGACGUCGAGGUAUAAUGGAGGCAUAUCUUCGCAGGGACCGCCGCAACUUGGAGCUUUGCCCUUUCAGACAUCACAGUCGCCUCCACCACAGCAACAGCAGCAGCAACCGCCGCCGCCGCCGCCGCCGCAGCAGCAGCAGCAGCAGCAAAGCCAAUACCAGCCACCUCAGCAGCUACGUCAGAACAAUCCGGCGCAGCAGUAUCCUCCUCAGGGCCCUCCUCCAGGGGCUGGAGGAUUCCCCCCGCAUCACAGCAGACAAUCCCCUCCCGUUGGUCCUCCGGGACCAUCCUCCAAUGCCGCGAGGCCCGUAUUCGGGCUGAGUCUGACUCGCUUGUAUGAGCGAGACAGCUUGCCCGUGCCUAUGGUCGUCUAUCAGUGUAUCCAGGCAGUGGACCUCUACGGACUUGGUGUCGAGGGUAUCUAUCGACAGUCUGGCUCGCUGACGCACAUCAAUAAGCUCAAGACCAUGUUUGACACGGACUCGAGCAAUCCCUUGUUGGACUUCAGGAAUCCCGAGAACUUUUAUCACGACGUCAAUAGUGUUACUGGCCUGUUGAAGCAGUUCCUGCGCGAUCUCCCGAACCCCCUGCUUACCACGGAACACCAUAGCGAGCUGAUUGAGGCAGCUAAAAUUGAGGACGACAUCAUCCGCCGAGACUCCCUUCACGCCAUUAUCAACAGCCUGCCCGACCCCAACUACGCCACCCUGCGCUCGCUGACUCUGCAUCUCCACCGCGUCAUGGAGAACUCCCACGUCAACCGCAUGAACUCGCACAAUCUGUCCGUCAUCUUUGGCCCCACAGUCAUGGGCACCGACCCGUCUACCAGCAUUGCCGACGCCGGUUGGCAAAUCAAGGUCGUCGACACGAUCCUGCAGAACACGUACGAGAUUUUCGACGAUGAGUAGUUGGACUGCGGACAGUGCUUGCACUCGCAUUAGCGUCAUUGUUUCUACACAAGCAUAGCGGCAUCAGCGGAUCUUCCGUCUCACUACUUUUCAUGUCAGAGGGAGGGGCUGUACAUUCAACUACCAGAGAGAGAGGAGUAUCAAAAAGUACAUAGAUACCAUGUGUCCCCAGCAUAUAAUAGCUGCCCUGCGGCAGUGGAUUUUGAAGCUAUCAUCACCCAGGUUCGCCAAAAUUCAGGUAUUGGUUCCUGUCCCGAUCGAUCUUUAGGUUUCGGCAGAGCGAAAAGGGAGAUCGAGGCGUUGGGGAGAGUGUGGUUUUGGGACAGUUCUUGUCUUAUGCUUCAUUUCAGGGAUACCGGGUUUUGCAGCAAAGCAAAGCACAGCGCCGCGUCGCCCACAGCUUUUUUGCCUAGCACGACGGUCUCUUUGAUCUAUCCUCUGGGGCAUAAUGCAACUGAUCAUAUUUCUGUGGCGUUGGCAGAGGAUACGGUAGUAAAAGAGAGGCUUUACUUCACUUGAAUGUCCUAUGGUUAUGCUUAUAUGCAUGUGUCAAUAUUUAUGUCGCAAAGCUUCUGAUCAGUGACUGAACUCAGGUAGACGCACAUUAC